UUUGGGUUUCUUAAAAGUAAAAUAAAAUGCCCCUUGCUUCACUGAAAGGGGGCUUCUGGUUCUUUGUGCCGCUCUACUACUGGUUUCCUUGGAGUCUGGCUGAUUUUCUGAACGGAGUCACAUUUGGAGGUAUUUGUGGGCCGUGGCCUUUGGGCACUUAUGAUGCGUCCUGUCUUGUUUUCGUCUUUAUCUUGAUUACUGCCUUCCACGCUCUUUCGCCUCGUAAAUUUGGAGGGUUCAAGGCGAAAUGCUGCAAAGUAUACUCAGUCGUCUAGUUCUUAUUUUCUUCUUCGACCCAGCGCUCAUUUCUACCGCCUCGUUCCUGUGCUGAUAACUUGCUUCUGCUGUGCUUGUCGUUACUUCAUUCCACUAUUGUGGUUUACAGUAAUGGUAUGUACCGCGUAUACCAAUCAAAGGAGGAUAUAAAAUCAAACAGAAAAGUUUCCCG
Messenger RNA from Cantharellus anzutake, 448 nucleotides. RefSeq lists its product as uncharacterized. The record is from RefSeq and is a predicted model, not a curated record. NCBI's taxonomy places the organism in Eukaryota, Fungi, Basidiomycota, Agaricomycetes, Cantharellales, Hydnaceae. The coding region runs from base 27 to 275 and encodes 82 amino acids. The transcript has a single exon.